This is a messenger RNA of Caenorhabditis remanei, 243 nucleotides long. RefSeq lists its product as uncharacterized. The transcript is spliced from 2 exons. Lineage: Eukaryota; Metazoa; Nematoda; Chromadorea; Rhabditida; Rhabditidae. The record is from RefSeq and is a predicted model, not a curated record. The coding region runs from base 1 to 243 and encodes 80 amino acids.
AUGGAACACAAAUGUGCUCUCGUUUCGAUCAGUUCUAGCUGGACCGCUGGCAGGCUCGAUGUUUGUUACAGUCAGCAACCAGCACAAGAACCAGGCCAAGCAGAUACCAAGGAGGAAAGUGAUAAACGAACUUAUUUAGUUGUUGGAUUCGCUGAGGCAGCCGGUUCGGCGAACGGAUCCGUUUUGUUGGUUUCAGAGACGAUUGGAGCAACCAUGUUGACGAAUUCGUCAAGAUCGAUCUGA